Molecule: messenger RNA, 1867 nt
Organism: Jatropha curcas
Lineage: Eukaryota; Viridiplantae; Streptophyta; Magnoliopsida; Malpighiales; Euphorbiaceae
Source: RefSeq, a predicted model, not a curated record
GCCCUCUUCGGUCCUCCCUCCGUCAUGGCAUGUUCUUUGUUUCUUUUGUCUCUCUCUGUCUAUAAAAGAGCUUUCUCUCUCUUUCUGGCAAAAAAGUUUAAACGGUAACCAGUGCCUCUGUUUCUCUACAAAUGCAAAUGGCGAUCGGGAUUCAAUGGUAAUUGUGCUUGAACUGGCGGUAAUUCUUUAUUAGGGGUUUAAUCUCUCUUCCCCUGAACCUUCAUUAAGGAACUAUAUUCUAAUCUUCAGGUAAUUUAGCUGGCUUGCGAGAGGAGAAUUUUUGAAAAGCAUGAAUUGCCUUACAUUCAGUUUAGUUGACCUUGAUAACUAUUAAUGCUACAUAUUUACUCCUGCCAACUAACUGCCAGGGAAAAGGGACCAUGAGUCUGUCAAUCAACAAUGACACAGUUUUCUGUCUGCUUGGAUUCCUGCAUGUAGAUUAUCUAGUUCAAGUCUUUUGAUGUCAGCUCGAUGCGGUUUAUAAAUGACCAGGUGAUUAAUAUGAUUUGAAUUGUGAUUCGUGGGGUAAAUUGACUAACAUGCGAGCAACUCUGCUUCGAUCUUUCUAUUCUCAAGUAUGGCCCCUCGACUUCGCUCGACCUCAAAAAGAGCGCCUCGCAGGUUUAUUUUUAUUGUACUCCUAAUACUUGUACCAAUUUGUGUGAUUGGAAUUUUCACACAUGCUCAGAAAAUCUCGUACUUUUUCCGCCCACUUUGGGACAACCCCCCUCCUCCCUUCAAGCACCUGCCUCACUAUUAUGCAGAGAAUGUUUCAAUGGAACAUCUUUGUAACCUUCAUGGUUGGUCCCUACGUGCUGAGCCCCGCCGUGUUUUUGAUGGCAUCAUCUUCAGCAAUGAGGUAGACCUUCUUGAGAUCAGAUGGCGUGAUCUUCAUCCCUACAUUACUAAAUUUGUAAUCCUCGAGUCCAACACCACUUUCACAGGCAUUCCUAAACCCCUGUCCUUUGCCUCGAACCCAGGCCGGUAUGCAUUUGCUGAGGACAAGAUUGUCCAUGGUGUAUUUUCAGGCCGCACUGCUCCCCAUGGAUCAUAUGAAGACCCUUUUGUGCAGGAGUCAGAGCAACGGGCAGCUAUGAAUGGUUUGUUGCUCCGUGCAGGGAUUUCAAACGGUGACUUGCUUAUUAUGUCAGACACAGAUGAGAUUCCAAGCCCACACACUGUGAAACUACUACAGUGGUGUGAUGGAAUACCUCCUGUCAUGCAUCUAGAGCUAAGGCACUACAUGUACUCAUUUGAGUUCCCUGUAGAUUACAGUAGUUGGCGUGCCACAAUCCACAUUUAUGGUCCUUGGACCAGAUACAGGCAUUCACGCCAAACUGACAUUAUCUUUUCUGAUGCUGGAUGGCAUUGUAGCUUUUGCUUUCGACGACUUCAGGAAAUUGUGUUUAAGAUGACUGCUUAUAGCCACGCAGACAGAGUUAAAAGAAAUGAUUUUCUAGACUACUCUAGGAUUCAGAAACUCAUUUGCAGUGGGGAUGAUCUAUUUGAUAUGCUUCCAGAGGAGUACACAUUUCAGGAGUUGAUUAAGAAGAUGGGUUCAAUACCCCGAUCAGCUUCUGCCGUUCAUCUUCCAUCAUAUUUGAUAGAGAAUGCAGAUAAGUUUAGGUUUCUUCUUCCUGGGGGCUGUUUAAGAUCGCCAGAAUGAAGAUUUUCUGGUAAGCCCCAAAUAAUGAGCAGCAAAAUAUUUAGUAAAAGUGCAGUGUUCAAAUUUUCUUGCUUUCCAUUUUGGUAUUUAAAAUAGAAUUUGACAAGGGAAGUCAAGGUUAUAUCACCUCUUCAUUGUGUGUUGUAAUUGUAACUUGGGCUUUUGAAUGCAAGGCUAGUAGAUAAAUAUUUUUUUACCACA